UUUUAAUUAGUAGUUAAUUGUUCCGAUUAAUCAAAACUGUUGAUUUCCAAGCAAAAACCUAUGGGAUUUUAUUUUUAUUACUCCUUUUAGGAAGAAAUUUAGUACAUCUACAUAUACUUUAAAACAAAUCAACAGUUUUUAGUGUUUUAACAAUAGUAGAAAAUAUAAAUAACAAUAAACCAUAAGACAAUUGAUGCUACUCUGCUGUUUGCGUUUACUGUUCACAUUCUGUUUCUUUACUGUUUUGCUCGCCAGUCGCCACAUUUUUUAUAGUUUUAUAAACUGACAGUGCUUCGUAUCAACGAAGUGGAUUUGCUAAAUGUUAUGUUAUUUUUUAUUUGAACAAUGUCUCUCCCUGAUGGAUUUGUUUUCCCACCGGUCAAAUACGAAUACUUAGAUCACACGGCUGACGUCCAGUUGCAUGCGUGGGGAAAAGAUUUGAAAGAAGCCUUUGAACAAUGUGCUGUUGCUAUGUUUGGAUAUAUAACAGACCUUGAGUAUGUAGAAUUUGCAGAGACGCAAACAAUAGAAGCAGAGGGAGAAGAUUUGUCAUCAUUACUUUUCCAUUUCCUUGACGAGUUUUUAUUCAUGUUUUCUGCCGAACCUUUUUUCAUACCUCGGGUGGUGAUGAUUACAGAAUUCAACAGAGAAGAAUUUAAAAUCAAAGCAGUGGGGUUUGGUGAAACUUUCACAAUUGGAAAACAUCCUCAGGGUGCUGAUGUUAAAGCAAUUACCUAUUCUAACAUGCAAAUUCAUGAAAAUGAGGAUAAAGUUGAAUUAUUUGUUAUAAUAGAUAUUUAAGUUUUAAAAAAUAAAUUUAUUUUUAAUGUUUCCA
Messenger RNA from Cimex lectularius (bed bug), 835 nucleotides. RefSeq names its product protein archease (gene Archease). The record is from RefSeq and is a predicted model, not a curated record. NCBI's taxonomy places the organism in Eukaryota, Metazoa, Arthropoda, Insecta, Hemiptera, Cimicidae. Gene Ontology annotation, cellular component: tRNA-splicing ligase complex. The transcript has 4 exons. Gene Ontology annotation, biological process: tRNA splicing, via endonucleolytic cleavage and ligation. The coding region runs from base 346 to 801 and encodes 151 amino acids.